AUGUGGCGCUGCAGUGUUUGCCGACGGAAAAUGGCCUCACGUGUUUGCAUACCGCAAGACUCCACAGAUUCUAUGCUAGACGUACCUGUGUUAGAGGCUUUACAACGACGUCAUUCAGAUGCAAAAUUAGGUUCCAGUACGCAAACAUUAGCACCGGCAAAUGGUGCAGCUUUAGCACCUCCACGUAGUCCAGAAUUAAGGAGACACUCGGAUGUAUCGCCUGCCUCACUAAAAGAAUUGGAAAAGCAGUUAAAGGGUAACAAAACGCCGGGCGGUGAUGGUGACUGGCGUGGCGGUGGACGUAGCAUGGCACCAAGUCGUUCGUCAAGUCCACCACGUCAAGGUGAAGAGCCUGCAUUUGGACCACCAUUGUCACGUAUUGCAUCGAGACGUGGCUCACGUGUAGCACGACAGCAUAGCUAUGAUGAUGAUAUGAAAACUGGUGGUGGAGCAACUGGAACAGGUGGCAUUGGUGCUGGGGGCUUGGGUGUUGGUGGUGAUGCUGGUUUAGGUAUACCCGCUAUGCCAAGAAGAAAAUCUGCUUAUGAUGUGUUUGCGCCUGGCUUGAUACAAGCAGUUGCAGCCGGUGCACAAUUGCAACGCUCACCAGGUGAUGGCAUGGCACCACAAAUAGCUUUACCUGGUUCACGUAGACCCAGUUUUAGGGUGCCACAUCCAUCUGAGGAUUUACAAAAUGAUGAGUCACCUAGUCCUGAUAAAGGUAGUCCUGUAUUAACUGUGGACGAUGACAGACGUAUGCGGCGACGUGGUUCACAACUACCUGACAUAACUGCUCUUCGUGAUCGUGGUGCUCUUCCAGCCACAAUACCUGCUGCUAUACCGCCACCAGUUGCUGCUUUUACAGGUCCCAACUUAGAGGAUUUAGAAGCACCACGUCGUCAAACAUCAAUGGAUGGUGAAGCUAUUAAAAUUGUUAUACACGAUGUUGAUUCGGGACCGAUUUGUUCAUCAAAAAGACGUAUUGUAUUGCGUAGAGAUCCUUCUGAUAAAGCACACCGCAAUUUAUUCUACUUAAAAGAGAUGUCUCUUUUAGGUUACAGAGAUAAACCACCUCGUUAA
Teleopsis dalmanni is the source of this 1080-nucleotide messenger RNA. RefSeq lists its product as uncharacterized. Gene Ontology annotation, cellular component: cytoskeleton of presynaptic active zone; presynaptic membrane. The coding region runs from base 1 to 1080 and encodes 359 amino acids. Gene Ontology annotation, biological process: calcium ion-regulated exocytosis of neurotransmitter; regulation of synaptic plasticity; regulation of membrane potential. The transcript has 5 exons. The record is from RefSeq and is a predicted model, not a curated record. Gene Ontology annotation, molecular function: transmembrane transporter binding; small GTPase binding. Lineage: Eukaryota; Metazoa; Arthropoda; Insecta; Diptera; Diopsidae.